CACUCAGUCUGGUUUCAACAUGGUUUCAUUAUCUCGUCGAUGAAUUCUUGUACGAAGCGGUCGUCGUGUAUCGGUCUUCACGUAUCAAAUCUCUUGUGGAGCUAUUAGGCAAACGAGGGACGGACGGCAGAUUUCGGGGCGGUUGGGUCAAGUUACUCAUCCUUCAAUGCGACCUCGAUCACAUGGAAACCGAGUUGCAUGAUAUCGACUCGACGCUGUGGGGUUUUCUCGAUGUUUGUCCCAAUAUCAUCAUACUGCGAAUAGUUCCCUGCCGUUCAUACACCGUCGUGUUCCAGACUCAAGGGACGAUAUACCGCGACCGUGAUGUUAGCAUGCCGUUAGUUCUGGUUCAUAACAUCGCCAAUCGACUUGGAGGAAGCCUGCGAGAGUUGGAGACCUCAGUGAAUGUCGAUAUCGAAUCUACAGCUUUCCUGGCCCUACUCAAGGGGCUGCACGGACUUCAAGUGUUUUUAUGCCCGGCUGUAUUCGGCAGCAAGAUCAAGCAGAUCAAGCAGAUCGGAACGACACGAAAAAUAUUCUACAGGGUGAUGUCGUGCUGUCUAAUCUUCAUCCCCUUCGCCUAGAAGAUAUGGUCGACUGUGUCUCCUCCGAGCUCGCGUCUUGGGCACUACCUGCCCUGCGACACUUGGGUCUACCCUAUUUCCCUAACCUGCAUGAAGAAGAAUCGAUAUCCUUCUUUCUGUUCAAGCACAGAAGACACCUAGCGAGCUUCGAUUUCAGCU
Dacryopinax primogenitus is the source of this 743-nucleotide messenger RNA. RefSeq lists its product as uncharacterized. The transcript has a single exon. Lineage: Eukaryota; Fungi; Basidiomycota; Dacrymycetes; Dacrymycetales; Dacrymycetaceae. The coding region runs from base 183 to 584 and encodes 133 amino acids. The record is from RefSeq and is a predicted model, not a curated record.